Messenger RNA from Paraphaeosphaeria sporulosa, 416 nucleotides. RefSeq lists its product as uncharacterized. The transcript has a single exon. The record is from RefSeq and is a predicted model, not a curated record. The coding region runs from base 33 to 326 and encodes 97 amino acids. NCBI's taxonomy places the organism in Eukaryota, Fungi, Ascomycota, Dothideomycetes, Pleosporales, Didymosphaeriaceae.
UGUGAUUUCCACCUAUUACCAUUCCUGAGCUAAUGAGAACCUCGCCUUCGCCUCACCGACGACCACUUCGGAGCAGCCUUCUUUUGUCGACGCGUCUCAUCAUGCCUCUGAGUCCGCGCACCCGACAGAGCCCAUGGCUCGUAGCAGAAUCCGGCCUGCUUCCUCCUCAAUCUCGCCGAGGGAGCUUGCCGGUGCUACGAGACCGGAGCACGGGUGCCCUGCCGUCGAAGGCGACCUACCUUGAAGUGGGGAUCUCGUGCAAGUCUCCAACCUUCCUAUUCCUCGCGAUCGAACGCGCUCAUCUGACCUCGCGAUGCAGCUGCUGACGAGGCGGCGUGCUGCAAUUGGCGCGCGCUGCUCGCGUAUUCCGCGCCUUGACAGGGGGGCAUUCCGUCAUCGAUGCGACUCGCAACAGC